CACAGCAUCACGUGCCUUCCUCGCUUCCGUGCGUGCGGCGAAGCCCGUUUACAGGCGCCGCGGGCGCCGGAAAAGUUUGGGUUAUCCGAAGUGCCCGCGGUGUCUGUUCGUGUUAAGCGGAAUUUUUUUACAUAGCGUCUAUGGGAAAACAAACAAAUGUCCGUAAUUUGUUCGGCAUAACCGGAAAUUCGGCUUAAGCGAGUUCGGCUUAACGGGAGCCCACUGUAGUUGUGUCAUGGCCCAUUAGGUUGCUUUUGGUUUGAAGGCAAUGUAAUUACUUUGUGGCAGGAGCCUCGCUUAUAUAUAUAUGUGGUCAAGGUUGUCUGAUACGGCACACAUCCUGUGCUUGUGUGCGCAAUCAAAUGGCUUCCGCAAGGGGAAAUUUUGCUAUUGACAGGUACAUGGUUUGGCUCAUAAGCAUUCGGUGGUCAAAGUGGGCAGUGGAAGAAGGGCUCUUGAGGACCUGUUUAACGCUUGACUCGUGCAAUGAACUUCAUGAGGAACAAUUUACUUGUCUGAGUCAUCAGGAGGGUAGAGGACGGGACAAACAUGCUCCCCUUGAUCAACGGCACGGGUGAACCCGACAAGCUCACCAUGGUGGACGUGUUCAUAGAUGCAGGAUCUGAGCAGACGCUGAAAGAAGGGGCACUCAAAGUACUUAAUGUUGCACGGCCCCAUUGGUCGGCAAAGAGUAUACGCUACAAGCUAUUUACAGAUGGUCUCACAAAUACCCUGUUGGGCUGCUGGGACGAGGAUGACGAAGAGGGGGUUCUGCUACGCAUUUACGGCAGGAAUACGGAGCUCAUUAUUAACAGGUCUGCAGAAGUGGUCAGCAUGCAGCUGUUGCAUGAGCACAAUUUGGCUGCCCCCCUGCACUGUGCCUUCCGCAAUGGCCUUUGUUAUGGAUACAACCCAGGACGUGUGGGAGACGUUGACCUCGUCCGGGAACCCCAUGUCUCCAAGUUGAUCGCUCAGACUUUAGCACGAAUGCAUUCAGUGGCACUGUACUGCGAAGGACCAAACAUUGAGCCCUCUCUGUUCCCGACUAUGCACAAGUACCUGUCCCUCAUGCCCACAGAGUUUGCUGACCUCAAGAAAAACACUAGGUUCCUCAAAUGUAUACCGAACAAGUCUGAGCUCGAACAGGAGGUGAAGCUACUCGAGGAUCAUCUCUCGCAGCUGGGGUCCCCGGUGGUGUUUUGUCAUAAUGACCUACUUUUGAAGAAUUUUAUAUACCAGGAAAAAGAAGACAAAGUGAUAUUCAUAGACUUCGAGUAUGCAAAUAACAACUUCCAGGCAUUGGACAUUGGCAACCACUUUUGCGAGUUUUGUGGGGUCGAUGGCUUCGAUAGCUCCUUGUACCCCGGCCGAGAGUUCCAGCUGAAAUGGCUUUGGCAUUACCUCGAAGAAUGGUACACCCUCACUGGGAAAGGUCCAACAGUUACGGACUUGGAUGUAGAACUCCUCUACGUACAAAUUAACAAGUUCUCCUUGGCGUCGUGCAUGUUCUGGUGCCUCUGGGCUUUGAUUCAAGCAGCACACUCUACAAUCAAGUUUGAUUUUCUGCAAUUUGCAGUAGAACGCCUUACAAUGUAUAAUGAAAAGAAGCAGGAGUUUAUGGAUUUAUCUGUGCCAAAGUCCCAGGGCAAUUCAAGCAACGCUGGAUUUUUGCCCAUAUCCUCUUGUAAUGUUCAUAAAUGAGAACUUUAGUACACCACGAGAUAGUCAUAAUGAUUAACAACAACAGCGCAUUGCCUGUGAUAUUCCUCGACUUCUUAUAUUUGAUAGCUUUAAUCGCUGUUAUAGUUCCUUUAUUGGUGUCUUAAAUUUGUAGCGGUUUCAUGGGCAGGCCAAAUAAGUUAACUCUAAGAAACACCACAGGACACCGUAAGCGAAGGUAAUUGCGGUUCAAAUAGUGAUCGUUGUAUUUCAGAGUUAAGAUGUGUUAAUAGUUGUCUACUAUGGGGAUGAUGGCAGACUGUGGAAAACAUAAUCUCGAAACGGCUUACAAAUGCAUGUGCAAAGUAUUUUUAAAAACUGAGGAGCCCUGUCGGUGAAUCCCGUAUUACCUCUGGUACAUGGGUAAAAUCAAGGUUCUUUUUUACUAUAUUGAGAUUUUAUUACAUAUUUAUUACCAAUUAUGCACAUUCAUUUAGGUUUCUUUGCAUAUACUUAAGAUUUCCUCAGGUGCCUUAAGUGUCACUUUGCACGGGAGAUUAUAUUUUUUAUGCCCGAAACGUGUUUUGUACACACCUUGACAAGCUGUGCAUUUAGUGUUAUCUCCACACGUUGAUAGUCGUAGUAGUAAAAUGACUAUUGUGGUGUUGCAUUGAAAUCCACACAUUCCAAUAAUCCUGCCACUGUUUGAUAGCGCUCUUUGUAUCUAUUGUUCUCAAUAUGAAAUAAGGGAAUAUUUUGCAGCCCGAGAGAUAUAUCAGUCUCGGUUCCGGCUCAAUGGCAUGUGUCUGGUUCAUGUGACAUAUGUCAGUGCAGGGAAUUCAGUUUGAGUGAUAUAUGUGGUUCUGUUGUACAGGUUGCACUAUUUCUCGAUGCACUGAUUUUUGGUUGCGUUAUGCCGAUCCAGCUUUGGUGAUGCGCUUUGGCUGCCACUAUGUGUACUUCUUUGAUCAUGAGAAGAAUGGUUUGAAAGCAAAAAAGCUCAGCUUUUAUAAAGUUGUAAGUCCUUAAUAGCUUUAGUUGUAAUCCCUAAUACAUACAGCAAACUGCCUCGUACCACUGGUCAGUUUUAUAACAGACAUUGAGCUGUCUUUACCUUCUAUGACUUUGAAAAGUGGAUGACAUUAGUUAUGGUGUCUGCAACCAUGGGAAGUGCUUGCCCAAUUGUGCACACAUCAAGUUUUGAGGAUAUGAUAGCCAUGGGUGCCAUUUCAGAGUACUUACAAGAAAGAAAAAAAAGAAACUUAAAGAAUUUUAUACCUAGUAUGUACAUUUACUAUAUCACAUUCCAUGAUAUAACACGUGUAUAGCACGUGUACAGCACAAGCAUUUAAUAUACUGUUAACCCUAUAUGUAAAUGUCCAAAAUUUCUCAGAAAUUGUUCAUAAAUCGUGGUUUUGAAUGACUGAGUGACAGGGAUGGAGAGCGUUAUAAUGAAAGGAUAGCUCUUUGGAACUUGGUUUGACUUGCAUUCCAUUUUCCUACGUUUUGCUUCAGACUAUGGAUGUGGUUUCAUGGGGACACACCCUUUAUGGCGCCAUAUUCAGCAGCUACCACUGUGGUUAUCGUCUCUGUACAAGUUUGAGUUCAAAAUGAUUAGCCCCAUCGAACCCAAGCCAUCAUAAACUUUGGGAUUUCUGAAGGUUGCUCCUGCCUUGGCAGGUAUGCUAUUUAUUCCCAAUUGAUGGCUUUUGUUUUGCUCCUAAAAGUGCUGAGUGUUCAAAGUACAGAAGGAGAUGGAAAUUGAUCUUCUGAGGCUGGAACACAGUAGAAAGGACAAACAUAAGCCUGAAAACCGAAGAACAGUGAAAGAAGGAAGUCACUGAAAAGAUUAGCCAGCUGUAGGACUCGAAUCCACAUCUUCUGGAUUACCAAUCCAGGGCUCUGCCAAUUGAGCUAAGCUGACACCCUUGGAAGUCGUUGGGGACCAGCAAUCCAGAAGAUGUGGGUUUGAGUCCUACAGCUGGCUAACCUUUUGAAUAACUUCCUUCUAUCGUUUACAGAAGGAGGUUUCCUUACCUGUUCUUGCCCCAAGAACCUGGGUCACUGUUUCUGGUACAGUCGGUUUGUUGACCUUUGGCUAACAUAGCUUAAUCUGUUCCAAAUCCUCAAAAUAAUGCUCCAAAUAUCUAUUCACUGUUUGGAAAUAAGGGUUCACAAAAACGAGGGAAUUUGUAAACCUAGGGUUGCAUAUGUGAGGGUUGACAGCAUAUUCUUUUUAGGCAUUUAAGAAAAAAACUAAAUUUGAAUACAUGGGAGAGUCGAGUGUGUUGUUGUUGCGCUAUAACUGUUCCUCUUGUCAGAAUAACUGGAGUGAAUAGAUGUUUAUGAAAUGGGAGGGUACAUGAAUUUUGUGCAAUUUUGCACAAAUUUAUAAUAAAUGAGUUUCACGCAUUAUUUUUCCGCAGUUGGGGGGACGAUGAUAUACUCAAAAUGCAUUUGCAUGCAAAAUGAAAUGGUUUGUUCAUGAGUGGUUCUGGUGUGUGUUCAUUGGUCUUUUGGGGGGAACCAGAUGAGCCAUUUGGUUUCAGCAUAUCGAUUUGUACUUGAGUGGCAGAAUGAAUAAAACUGCUUGUUGGUGGUAA
Molecule: messenger RNA, 4262 nt
Organism: Ornithodoros turicata
Lineage: Eukaryota; Metazoa; Arthropoda; Arachnida; Ixodida; Argasidae
Gene: eas
Product: ethanolamine kinase 1-like
Exons: 9
Coding region: 550-1701 (383 amino acids)
Biological process (GO): phosphatidylethanolamine biosynthetic process
Cellular component (GO): cytoplasm
Molecular function (GO): ethanolamine kinase activity
Source: RefSeq, a predicted model, not a curated record